UCCGUUCUCUAUGUAAAUGUCUCAAGCAUGUUAGUGAAAACACACACACAGGAUAAAUACAUAAACAUAUAAACACCUUCCAUACUGAAUCAAUGAUUAGCACAAAACACAUGGCUAACUUGAAAUUUUGGCUGUGCUUGUUCCUGAUCUGUGUUUCGUUCUCGGGGUCAUCAGCUCGGCCAAUGCAGCAGCUGUUUGCAAACUCAGAGGAAAAUCAACCAGGGUGUAUGAUGAGAGAAGCUGCAAAAGUAUUGAAGGCUAACAUGGAGAACCUAAUAGAGAGAGCCUUUAACGAGUCCAAGAGACUUAGUCCUGGAGGUCCUGAUCCUCGUCAUCACUAAGUACUACUCUCGUCUAUAUAAAUCUGCAGGCAGUGCCGGCAAUGAACACAUUCAUGUAAUGCAUUUGAAUGGGGUUCUG
This is a messenger RNA of Brassica oleracea var. oleracea, 420 nucleotides long. Its product is annotated as CLAVATA3/ESR (CLE)-related protein 1-like. NCBI's taxonomy places the organism in Eukaryota, Viridiplantae, Streptophyta, Magnoliopsida, Brassicales, Brassicaceae. The record is from RefSeq and is a predicted model, not a curated record. Gene Ontology annotation, biological process: cell-cell signaling involved in cell fate commitment. The coding region runs from base 93 to 341 and encodes 82 amino acids. The transcript has a single exon. Gene Ontology annotation, molecular function: receptor serine/threonine kinase binding.